ACCCAAAUAUUUUGGCGCCGGUAACAAACUUAGAAUGCGAUUCUUGCAUAAAAACUCGUAUCAUGCUUCAAGUUUCUUUAUUUGACAACAAAAAUUAUCUAAUCUUCGAUUCAUUAUUACACUGGCAAAUCAAAACUUCAAAUUAAUUUAGCUCUCUUGAACAGCACGCACUCAAUUUUUCCAGGCGACGCGAGAAGAUAAUUUGUUAAUUUCGAGGGAUUUCCUGUAAAACUGAUGUUCUGGAACAUUGAAAGCCAAGUUGAAGCUAUGUCCUACAUUGUUAUCGGCUUGUGACAUUUCUCCAUAGCCAAGGGAAGUGUAGCAAGUGGCUUUACCAUGGAGAGCUUGGAAGAUGAAAAAGAUGGUGGCUUUGAAGCUUCCAUUCCCAAGGAAUUAGGCCAUCCUAUAGUCUCUAAUGGUACCAAAUUUGUAGAUGAAGUUCUUAAAGGUCCAAAUGAACUUUGCUUGGAGAAUUUUCGCAUGGAUAAACUUGUAUUCUACAAGCUGUGUGAUAUGUUACAAACCAGAGGGCUACUACGUCACACAAAUAGAAUUAAGAUUGAGGAGCAGUUAGCAAUAUUUAUGUUCAUAGUUGGUCAUAAUCUACGGACUCGAGCAGUUCAGGAGCUCUUCAGAUACUCAGGUGAAACCAUUAGUCGUCAUUUCAACAAUGUUCUGAGUGCAAUUAUGGCUGUCUCAUUAGAUUUCUUUGAGCCUCCGAAUUCUGAAGUUUCACAAGAAAUUCGAGAGGAUCCUCGAUUUUUCCCUUAUUUUCUGAACUGUGUUGGAGCAGUUGAUGGCAUACAUUUCCCAGUGACAGUAGGUGUAGACGAGCAAGGACCUUUCCGAAAUAUGAAUGGUUUUCUUUCGCAAAAUGUUUUGGUAGCAUGCUCAUUCGACAUGAAAUUCCAUUAUGUUCUUGCUGGAUGGGAAGGCUCUGCCCCAGAUAUGCGGGUCCUAAAUUCAGCUCUAACUAGGCGUAACAAACUCGAAGUACCUGACGGUAAAUAUUACCUCGUGGAUGGCAAAUAUGCAAAUAUCCCUGGAUUCAUUGCUCCAUAUCCUGGAGUCUCUUACAGUCAUCUUGAAUUUGGUGGUGGCUUCCACCCACGAGAUGAUAGAGAGCUCUUCAAUCAGCGCCAUUCCAUUUUGCGCAAUGUUACUGAUCGUACUUCUGCUGCCUUGAAAGAACGUUUUCCUAUUUUAAUGUCGGCUCCUCCUUACCCUUUGACAACGCAAGUGAAGCUAGUAGUAGCAGCAUGUGCCCUACACAAUUACAUUCGUGGAGAGAAGCAUGAUGACUGGAUUUUUCAAAUGUAUGAACAGGAAUCCGUGUUACAACUUGAAGAUCCAAUGCCACCUCUAGAAAUCGAACAGCCGUAUGUACCUGCUGAAACACAACUUUCGGACGUCUCUUUUGGAACAGAAGAAUUAGAAGAUGCUUCACAAUUGCGAGAUUCUAUUGCAACUGAGAUUUGGAAUGAUUAUAUUCGAGAUUAUGCCAUUAUCGAUACUGUUGUAUAGUCUGGGUAAUCAGUUAGCUUUUAAACUUAUUUUUGCUAUUGAAAUCUUUUAUUGUUGCAGCCCUGUGAAGUUUGACAAUUUCAACAUAUAUAGAUGGAUUUUCCAUUCUUUUUUU
Molecule: messenger RNA, 1639 nt
Organism: Olea europaea var. sylvestris
Lineage: Eukaryota; Viridiplantae; Streptophyta; Magnoliopsida; Lamiales; Oleaceae
Product: putative nuclease HARBI1
Exons: 5
Coding region: 337-1524 (395 amino acids)
Source: RefSeq, a predicted model, not a curated record